Humulus lupulus (European hop) is the source of this 471-nucleotide messenger RNA. RefSeq names its product coatomer subunit beta'-1-like. Gene Ontology annotation, cellular component: membrane coat. Gene Ontology annotation, molecular function: structural molecule activity. The transcript has 4 exons. Gene Ontology annotation, biological process: intracellular protein transport; vesicle-mediated transport. NCBI's taxonomy places the organism in Eukaryota, Viridiplantae, Streptophyta, Magnoliopsida, Rosales, Cannabaceae. The record is from RefSeq and is a predicted model, not a curated record. The coding region runs from base 103 to 471 and encodes 122 amino acids.
GAUGGAGAAUACUCAGUUAGAGAAAGUACAACAAGGAUCAAAUUAUUUAACAAGACAUUCCAGGAGAAGAAAAAUAUUCGACCUACAUUCUUAUGUGAGCACAUGUAUGGAGGGACAUUAUUAGCAAUGUGCUCAAAUGACUUCAUCUGCUUUUAUGACUGGGCUGAAUGCAUAUUAAUUAGGCGGAUCGAUGUUAAUGUGAAAAAUGUUUAUUGGGUGGAUAGUGGUGAUUUGGUGGAAAUAGCUAGUGAGUCAUCAUUCUACAUACUAAAAUACAAUCGUGAUGUUGUAUCAUCAUUUUUUGACAGUGGAAGUUCAGUUGAUGAACAAGGUGUCGAGGAUGCUUUUGAGCUGCUUUAUGAAAUAAAUGAGCGUGCCAGAACAGGAAUUUGGGUUAGCGAUUGUUUCAUCUAUACUAACACUUCUUCGCGUCUUAAUUGCUGUGUUGGCGGAGAGGUAAACAAUUUUUGA